GUGAAGUCCUAUAAGUUAUAUGGGUAUAAACUGAAUAUAUAUUUGGAAUAUGGCAAAUAUGUUCCUGUGUUUUGCUUUGGGAUUCUUAUACAUGUUUACUGCUAAUGCUGCAUUGCCAAAAAGCCAUUAUGGAAAGGAAUUCUAUAUCGGGAUGAUUGCUGGUCGUACAUGGACACCAGAUUUCCAAAUCGAUAUUGCAUCAAAAGAAAAGGGGAACAUGUACCUCGACAUCCCACAUUUGAACAUACAUCGGAACCAAAGCUUGUCAAAAGGAGAUACCACUCUGACGGUUAGCAAUGCAUUAAUUCGUGGGGGAACAUUUAUAGAAAACCGUGGUAUAUACUUGAGUGCAGAUGUACCCGUGGCUGUUUAUGUGACGUGGAAAGCUGUAAGUUAUGUGACGGAUACUUACUUAGCAUUACCUUUGUCUUCAUUAGGAACACGAUACACUGUUGCUUCUUAUGAUCCUUUUAAUGUGACUGAUGGUAACAACAGAAUCACUAUAGUAAGAUUAGAUUGUCAAGAUGUUCAUCAACUGUCAAGUCAAACAGACAUUUCUAAUAUAGCUAUUUGGUCAGAUAAGCCAGUUGCUACUAUAUCGGGAACAUCAUGUGCUUUUGUUCCGCAUGACGUUGGUAACUGCGAUAUGCUUUUGGAACAAAUCAUUCCAGUAUCGUCGGCUUGGGAUACAAUGUUUAUUGUUCCUCCUAUCUUCCCCAAACUAGGAUAUCUUGUUAAAGUAUUUUCUGCCAAUAAUGCAAAAUAUUGUUUAAAAACUGUUUCAACAACACUUUGUAACCAGUCGUAG
Molecule: messenger RNA, 808 nt
Organism: Mercenaria mercenaria
Lineage: Eukaryota; Metazoa; Mollusca; Bivalvia; Venerida; Veneridae
Exons: 4
Coding region: 50-808 (252 amino acids)
Source: RefSeq, a predicted model, not a curated record